AGUAAAAGCAUUUAUGAGCAAAAAUGCUUGGGAGCAAUCCCAUAUGGGCCCAACAUAUAGGCUCCGAUAAAAUUCUCAAGUUGAAAUUUGUUUCUAAAAUCUCUAAGAAGUGAUAUAAAAUUAGGAUAAUUCUCCAAUUCUAAUCAACCUUUCCAUUUUUGCUCCCUCUCGUAAGGCCUAGCCUACUCCUAUAUAUACACACACCAUUCUAAUCCUCCCAUCCCAUCCUAUGCUGUAAGCCCUUCACUUAUAUCCUUUAUCUUUUUGAGCGUUACUUAUUCAUACAAUCAUGGCCAAGUUUCCUGUGAACCCCUUUCUCCUGCUCAGGCGAUCAUAUAAGGUUGCAAGAUCAGUGCAAAAGGCAGCGACGACAAUGAGGAGGACUGCCACAACUGAAUCGGGCAGUAGUGUUAAUGAUAAUGUAGCAAAUAAUCAUGAUAGUCCGCAGAUGAAUCAAGUGUUUUGGAUGAGAGACCCGAAGACAGGGAACUGGAUUCCAGAGAGCCACUUUGAGGACGUUGAUGUUGCAGAGCUGAGGGAGAAGCUCCUCCCCAACCUCAACAACAAGCACAAACUUUAAAUUAACCAUACGGUGUAGGGUUUUUCUAUAUUAAGAAUGUCCUCAUUGAAAAUAAAUAAAUAAAUAAAAAGUGGACACUUAUUUUUAGGGUUACCAAACAAUGGUAUUUCAACUAUCGGCACCUUUUAUAAUUUAGGUCAUCCUUCGAGGGCUGUCCCCCAUGUUGUUUCUGAAACGAAAUAAUGUUUCUCUCUCUUUUCGCUUGCCUUUCAAGAGCAGCAAGCAAUACAACAAUCCAACAAAAUAGGUAAUGUACGUAUCAUGUUUGAUCUCUCUUU
Messenger RNA from Prunus persica (peach), 858 nucleotides. RefSeq lists its product as uncharacterized. Bases 290 to 580 code for a protein of 96 amino acids. The record is from RefSeq and is a predicted model, not a curated record. Lineage: Eukaryota; Viridiplantae; Streptophyta; Magnoliopsida; Rosales; Rosaceae. The transcript is spliced from 2 exons.